This is a messenger RNA of Malaya genurostris, 531 nucleotides long. RefSeq lists its product as uncharacterized. The transcript has a single exon. The coding region runs from base 1 to 531 and encodes 176 amino acids. The record is from RefSeq and is a predicted model, not a curated record. Lineage: Eukaryota; Metazoa; Arthropoda; Insecta; Diptera; Culicidae.
AUGGACCAGGGCUAUCUGAGAAACGAGGUUGAUAGUAAACCGUUCGAAGAUGGUACUAAUUACAGGAGCGUGGUUGGCGCGCUUCUCUAUGUGGCGGUGUGUGCACGAACGGAUAUUGCUACGAGUGUUGGAAUUCUUGGUAGAAAGCUGAGUGCCCCGACGAAUGCUGAUUGGAUUGCAGCGAAACGUGUGGUGCGAUACCUGAAAGGUACCAAAGAUUGGCGAUUGAAGCUUGGAGAUAAGGAGACUGAUGAGUUGGUGGCUUAUUCGGAUUCCGACUGGGCAGGAGAUAUAGGUACGAGAAAAUCGACUACGGGUUACGUUGUGUUUUACUGCGGAGGAGCUAUUUGCUGGGCGAGUUGUCGGCAGAAUUGUGUUACGCUAUCAACGAUGGAAGCUGAGUACGUUGCGUUGGCUGAAACUUGUCAAGAAGUCGUGUGGCUAAGACGUUUACUCGAGGAUAUUGGAGAAAAACAAGUUAGACCUACAGUUGUGUAUGAGCAGCAAGCGUUCGAAGCAUAUCGAAACUAA